AUGUCGGACGGACUAUUGAAGGCGGAGAAGGACUUCAGCAAGGAUGCUGACAAGUUGAUUCCAGAGGCCGAACAGCUGGCCAAGACUGAUCUUCAGGGCGCCAUUGACAAGCUUCUUGUUCUGGAGAAGCAAGCACGACAGGCCUCCGACCUCCCCACGACAUCGCGUCUCCUCGUUGCCAUUGUCACGUUCUGCAAGGACGCCGCCGACUGGAACCUCCUCAACGACAAUGUGCUUCUUCUUUCCAAGAAGCAUGGCCAGCUCAAGCAGGCCGUCACGAAGAUGGUGCAGGUGGUGAUGGGCUUUCUCGAUGCCACCCCCAACCUGGACGUCAAGCUGUCGGUCAUCCACACCCUCCGCACCGUGACGGAAGGCAAGAUCUUCGUCGAAGUCGAGCGGGCCCGCGUCACCCGCAUCCUCUCCAACAUCAAAAAGUCCCAGGGCGACCUGAACGCCGCCGCCGACACCCUGUGCGAACUGCAGGUCGAGACCUUCGGAUCCAUGACCCGCCGCGAGAAGACCGAGUUCAUCCUCGAACAGGUCGCCCUGUGUAUCGAGCGCGGCGACUGGACGCAAGCUACCAUCCUGAGCCGCAAGAUCAACCGCCGAUACUUCGCCCGCAAGCCGAAGAAGAGCCCCGAGGAGAUCGAGAAGCUCAAGAAGCAAGCCGAGGAGAGGGAGAAGACCCGCGGGCCGGAUGAGCCUCCCAUGGAGGUCGACGACGACGUCACCGACUUGAAGCUCCGCUACUACGAGCAGCAGAUCAUCCUCGCCAACCACGACUACAAGUACCUGGAGGUGUGCAAGCACUUCCGCGACGUGCUGGACACCGAGUCGGUGGAGAAUAACCCUGAGCAGCUGCGGGCCGUCCUCGCGCGGAUUGUCUAUUAUAUUGUUCUCUCCCCCUACGACAACGAGCAGUCGGACCUGCUGCACCGCAUCCAGCAGGACUCGCGGCUAUCCAUGGUCCCUGUCGAGGCCCGUCUCAUCAAGCUCUUCACCAUCCAUGAACUGAUGCGCUGGCCCAUGGUGGCCGAGCGGUUCGGCCCCCACCUGUGCAACACGGAUGUGUUCAGCGCGCAGCCGAGCCAGUCGGCCGACGACCAGCAGCACAAGCGGUGGCAGGACCUGCGAAAACGCGUGAUCGAACAUAACGUCCGCGUCGUGGCCAAGUACUACACCCGCAUCCAGAUGGGGCGGCUGACGCAGCUGCUCGACCUGACUGAGGAGGAGACGGAGAAGUACAUCAGCGAGCUGGUCACGUCGAAGACGAUCUACGCCAAGAUCGACCGGCCGGCGCGCUUGGUCAACUUUGCCAAACCGCGCGACGCCGACGACGUGCUCAACGAGUGGAGCAGUGACAUGAAGAGUCUGCUGGGACUGCUGGAGCGCAUCGACCAUCUGAUCACCAAGGAGGAGAUGAUGGCGCGGAUUCUGCCGACCCGCGAGAAGGGCAAGGCUCGCUAG
Aspergillus terreus NIH2624 is the source of this 1467-nucleotide messenger RNA. Its product is annotated as proteasome regulatory particle lid subunit RPN5. The transcript has 4 exons. Gene Ontology annotation, cellular component: nuclear proteasome complex; cytoplasm; proteasome regulatory particle, lid subcomplex. Lineage: Eukaryota; Fungi; Ascomycota; Eurotiomycetes; Eurotiales; Aspergillaceae. The record is from RefSeq and is a predicted model, not a curated record. Bases 1 to 1467 code for a protein of 488 amino acids.